UCUGAAAUCAAAUGAUAUUUGAAUACAGUUUGUAAAGAGUGAGAUUUAAAAAGUGCUGCGCUUUCUUGAUCACUCAAUUGUCUCCAUUGGUGUUAUUCAAAGAGGCUCUUAGUCAAGAUCUCUCUUGUUUGGCGUUGGUUGGAUCCCCACGAACCAUUUGCUACUCAAAAUAGAGUCGUACGACAGCUGAAAGACCACGUGUUCCGAUACUUCCCGAGGUGAGGAAGUAAAGUGAAAACCACUUCACCCAUAUACCGUUUCUGCCGAACCAUAACCACAUCGAUUAUGAAGACCUUGUUCGUCUUUUCUAUGGUGAUCUUGGCCAUUGGAGCCAAGCCUCAAGGUGAACCAGAGGGAACCACUAUUCAACCAAUUCAAGAGGAACAAGAGGAUGUGUUUGUUGAUCCAUCUUGCUAUUCCAUCACCGAUUGCCCCAACUACCACUUUUGUUUCUUCAACGCCUUCGGCCCCAAUUUCUGUACCACCAACCUGAAGGAGAAGGUCGAAGCGAUCUCUUGUGUAGCCAAGAAUGACGAUGGAGAAUACCCCGAUCACUCCAUCUGCCGCAAGGAACACGCUGAGAGAAGGCGAGUGACUGAAGACGAAAGCCCCUCAAGAUGCUACUCGGAGUUGGGUUACAAAUGCGCCAGUGCUUAUCAUUUGCCCUGCACUCCCAAUUACGACAAGGAGGGCAAAGUCAUUGAGGGCGAAGAGCUCUCGUGCCCCAACCAGUUCACUUGCGAGGAACGAAAAUAUAAGGAUGGAAAGGAUUUGAAGGUGUGCAUUCCCGUUGAACCCGCCACUCGGAGUUCCACUUGUAAGACUGCACCUGACUGUGGAUUCUCUGUGGAGGAGAAUGACUGGAGCCUCUGUGCUGGUGGCAUUUGUCGUCGUGUUGUGCAAAAAUAGAGACCGGAAUUUACUGACAAUAAAUAUCAUAACAAUGAA
Molecule: messenger RNA, 948 nt
Organism: Tigriopus californicus
Lineage: Eukaryota; Metazoa; Arthropoda; Copepoda; Harpacticoida; Harpacticidae
Exons: 5
Coding region: 286-909 (207 amino acids)
Source: RefSeq, a predicted model, not a curated record